Messenger RNA from Bacidia gigantensis, 2664 nucleotides. RefSeq lists its product as uncharacterized. The record is from RefSeq and is a predicted model, not a curated record. The transcript has 4 exons. The coding region runs from base 1 to 2664 and encodes 887 amino acids. Lineage: Eukaryota; Fungi; Ascomycota; Lecanoromycetes; Lecanorales; Ramalinaceae.
AUGGAUAAUGAGAGCGAGAGCGACGAUGUCGAGUCGGUUUUCUCAAUAGAGGACGCUUCAAGUAUCUCUAGUGUUGCCACAGAUGAGCUGCAAGACCCCGCUGAGGAGUUUAUCUCCUUUCUCUUGAGCGAUAAAAUUGUAUCUCAUUUAAUCAGUAUUGCAUCGAAAGAGACUCCGGACGCGCAGACGCGCAUGUUUGUACGACUGAGAAUCCUGUUGAAAGUGUUUGGUAAGGACUUACAUGGAGAAGCAAAGAAUGUCGAUGAGGAAGCUGCUGGGAAGCUUAUCCGCGCAAAAGCGACAUAUGUAACGACACGGAUCAAGAGUUUGCGAGAUAACCUCCCCAAUCAACAAGCUACGCUGACAUCUGUUUCUCUGGUAUCAAGCAAUGAAAGCUCACAACAAGACUGUGCAUCUCUUAGGAGUCUACCAGCAGAUCAGGGCAUCAUCGAUCAUGACGAUAGGCUUUUGUCAGGGCGAAUCGAGGAAGAAGACGUCGAAGACGAAGAUAGAAACGCGGGAGAAGAAGUCGCGCAACAAGAUUCAAAUGUCCAGUAUAUCUCAUUAGACGUAUUGAAGCAAGCAGAUCAGGACGUCACAAGUCACAACGAUCGCCUUCUGCCAGGGCAAAUUGAGGAAGAAGACGUCCAAGAUGAUGAUAGAUACGAAGAAGAAGAAGAAGACGCGCAACAAGAUACAACUGUCCAGCAAGUUUCAUUGGAUAUAUUGAAGCAAAGAGUAGCUGACAGCAAAGCUUUUGAAGCAUUUCGCUUACGCUUCUGGCGUUUACUUUUUCCCAAUCCUUUUCGAGGCGUAGAACAUAUGAUGGAAACUGUUGUCUUACCUACUAAUGAAGCCGUGCACACGGUGACUUUCAAUGUCUCCUGGGAUCUCUUUGCGUUCAUAGAUUCGGAAUUCGAUUACAUUAAGAGGUCAAGCUUAGACCCAAUCGAUUUACACAAGAUCUUAACGAUUAUGGGCACUUCGGUGAAGGCAGUCACAACGACGGCUGGAGAGUACGCUAAAUGGAAAUGGUGCUCUAGCGAUAUAGACAUGUUGGAGUAUAUGAAUGCAUUGAUGAAGUCAUUGUCUGACUCAACAGCUCGAGGUUUUCCAAUUGCUCGGCGUUAUAACCAGGAGAAAGGUCUUGAGAUCCCUUUUCACAUCAUGACCAGUCUAGCAAAGGUUAUGUAUCCACUUGAAGAACCUGGUAUUGGCCACUACCUGAGAGCCUUUUCCUCACUCGUCUUUCCGUCAAAGGUUUCAGCCAACUGCGAGACCAUUCAGUGGCACAUGACGAAACCACACAAGGGAUAUCUCAAAGCAGGAUCUAUGCCGCCAAGUGUUGAUGGUAAACCUUGGGCUCAUACAAAGACAUUGGAAGAGCUCGUUUUUGCUAAGCGAAAUUUCUUGGGCUAUGUUCGAGCAAUUGAAAUGCAUAUUGGAUCAGGCUCUGCUAUUGAUAGAAAGAAUAUAGGGACAGUAUUCAACUCGGGAGCAAAUCGGGAGAACCCAGCCAUUGCCCUCGAAUGGAACAGAAUACAGACAGGUACAUCGGGCCUUGGACUUUUUGGCGUUCAGAUUGAGGCGAACAUCAUUUACAACCAGGGACUCUUUUACUCCAUAGAAACCAGUUGGUACCGAGGACUCCUCGACACGGCAAUGAUUACGCCGAUAAUUAUCUACGAUCACGCAGAGGAGGCAAAAUGUGCGUGGAUGGUGCCUAGUAUCAGUGCAGUAUUGUUCAUGGCUCAUGUCUGGGCCAAAGUCGUAGGAGAUACAUUAGGUUCCCUACCGACCGCAGCUCUCAGCUGGAAUGGUGGAGAAGCCGCCUACCGCGCCAUUCUUGACCAUAGCAGAGACGUCAUACGAGACUCUUUGGAGGAAAAAGAGUAUACCUUUCGCGAUCUCGUUAGCCGACUGCUGAUAUGUCUUGACAAGAUCCAGCAUGUAGAAGCUAGGGCUCGCGCAGAACCGAGACGAUCCGUCAGCUUGGAGACAUCCGAGAAACUGUACGGCUGGGAUCUGGUGAAAAUUGCACAGGGAAAUGGGACUGCCUGGCGACAAGAGCUAGAGGUCUCACAGAACUGGAGAGUCCUCAGUCGCAGCUGUGUCGUUCUUUUCUGUCAAAACGCUGGCGAGCUCUUUAGGCCAGCAAGCACUACGAAAAUCUGCCAUGUUGCUAAUCCAAUCAACACGACCUCCGAUUGUCUUGUUGCUCCCAUCAAAUGCCUUCGCUUUCUUUCUAAAGAACAUGGUCAACGUGAUGACAGCACGACCUUGAAGUUAGAUGACGACCUUUUCUGGACGCCCCAAGGUCUAGGAUUGUUUGAUGACUGCAACAUGUGUUACAAGACCUCUGCUCGUUCUAUGAAAGUACAGUGCAAGAAAACGAAACAAUCCAUCUCAAAAGAAGAUCGAACGCGAAAGAGCAAUCUAAGGCCGCCAGAGGAGGGUGCAGUAGUGUUUGGAAGGAACAAGCUUCAGAAAACGAAUUAUUUGGUGCCUGAAUCGUCAUCGAUGAGUCAAACGGCGUCAACAGAUACGCCCGCGACGAGUCUGUCAAUUGGAGACUUACACGAACUAGCACAGCCAGCUUUCCAAACUGAAAAUCGAAAUCGACGAUGGGAUUUCAUACACCUGUUCAGGAAGAAAGGCGCUUGA